CAUCUCAUGGCAGCUUCUUGCUGUGUACCACCUAGAUGGCUGAUUCUGACUCUGGGGAAAGAAAUUACGACAAUAUGCUACGAAUGCUGUCAGACCUGAAUAAGGACUUGGAAAAGCUAUUGGAAGAGAUGGAAAAAAUCUCAGUGCAGGCGACCUGGAUGGCCUAUGACAUGGUGGUAAUGCGCACCAACCCCACUCUGGCGGAGUCCAUGCGCCGGCUAGAAGUCGCCUUCCUCAACUGCAAGGAGGAGAUGGAGAAGAACUGGCAGGAGCUGCUCAGUGAGACCAAGCGCAAGCAGUAGGCCCCGCUGCCCAUCCACGCUGCCACCCAUCAUGCACUGGAGCCACAGAGACGGGCCAGUGACCCAGAUACAUAGCUGUGUGUACAGCACUUGUUUUUCAAUAAACUUAUUUUUA
Marmota monax (woodchuck) is the source of this 417-nucleotide messenger RNA. RefSeq names its product synaptonemal complex central element protein 3 (gene Syce3). Gene Ontology annotation, biological process: reciprocal meiotic recombination; spermatogenesis; synaptonemal complex assembly. Gene Ontology annotation, cellular component: central element. The record is from RefSeq and is a predicted model, not a curated record. The transcript has 2 exons. Bases 36 to 302 code for a protein of 88 amino acids. NCBI's taxonomy places the organism in Eukaryota, Metazoa, Chordata, Mammalia, Rodentia, Sciuridae.